CAAAUAAAGGAUGGCAUUAAUCCGCACCAGACAAAGCAUUUAAUCCACGCGCUCUGCCGCUGGGACGAUCGUUUGGCUACACAAAUCAUCAGUAUGCUCUUCGCCUCGGUCACCAAACACACUGAGCUCUGUGCACCAUUCUUCAAGUUGCUGACACUGCUCACCGAGACACAGGGCGGUCCAGUUGGCCUGCCCUGUUUUACGCAGCUGGUGCUGCCACGAAUGUGGGAUGCGGCAGAGUACUGUCCACAAUCUGUGCUUGACUGGCUGUCGCUGCAGGCCACCAAGAAUAAAAUAGCGCAUGCCUGGAUUCUUCAGUCCGCCGAGCAAUGGCUGGAACAAUUUUUACUCGCGCAUGAUAAUACGCGCGUAAGAAAUGCCGCUGCCUGCCUGCUGGUGGCGCUGGUGCCCUCCCAGCCGUUUCGUGCCAACUUCCGCGCUCACUCGCAACAUAAGUUGUUGGCUCUCAAUCCGCACAGUUAUCGGGACAUCAACAGCGAUGCCCAGGUGGUGCUGCAUCAAGUGAUAACAUUGCUACUGCGGCUACUGCGUCCAGCACGCGCUUAUGCAGACAUAGGGGCACAUGGUACUACCAAGCUGACCGCCUAUUUUAAUCUACUCAGCUACUGUAUGGUUUCUAAGACUGAAAAACUAAUGAUAGGUUCAUUUAUGCGCUCCCUAUGGGAGCUGUUUCACCCGCGCCUCUCUGAGCCCAGUGUGCCGGCGCAUCACAACAAACAUGCCUUGCUCACCUUCUGGCAUCACUCGCUUGUCGACUGCCCAGAAAAUGCGGCCCUGGUGGCCAACUGCCCGGAGAUAACGCGGAACAUUGCAUUUAACUAUAUACUUGCCGAUCACGAUGAUUCAGAGAUUGUAACUUACAAUCGGUCCAUGCUUCCGGCCUACUAUGGACUGUUGCGUUUAUGCUGCGAGCAAAGCCGGACACUCACCCGACAGUUGGCGCAGCAUCAAAAUCUACAAUGGGCCUUUAAAAAUAUAACGCCACAUCCCACACAAUAUGCUGCCGCAGUAGAUGAGCUAUUUAAACUAAUGGCACUUUUUGCUACCCGCCAUCCGGAUGCCAGCGAACAGGAGAAACUGGAUGUCAUAGCUUUUAGACGCUCCGUCAUUGUAUCUUAUACAAGCAGUUUGGAUGCACGCGUGUCUUGGUCUACCCUGAUUAGCGCCCUGAAAAUACUCGUGGACAACGACGAUGAUCGCAUGCUGGUCAUUUUCAACGGAGGCAUUGAGAUGUGCUUUGAGGCGUUGCACACGCUACAUUCCAUGCACCACGAGGCCACUGCCUGCCAUGUGGCUGGGGAUCUAUUGGAUCUUCUUGGAGAAAUGGUGCUUCUGCUGGCGACGCUGCGCAUGCGUACGGAUAACCCUGCGCAAAAAAAGCAACAACAACAGCAGUUGGAACAGCAAAUGCAACUGCAGCAGCAACAGAUGUUGCAAAAACAACAGCAGACGCAGUGUACUCAAGCCCCACAGACGCCCCAGCAAAAAGAGAAGCAGCUACAGCAGCAAAUGCAGCAACAUCUGCAAUUACAGCAAAUGCAGUUGCAGCAACAGCAUUUUCUGCGCCAACAGCAUCAGCACUCGGCGCUGGCAAAGGCGCUGCCUGAUGCGAUCAAGCGACUAGCUACGCUGCUUAACACAUUUAACUCGCCGGAGAUUAGUCGUAUGGCCCUCGAGGUGCUCAAGGAGCUAGUGCGCAACACUAGCCUGGAGGCCACCAUCAUUCUGGCGCCCAUUCUGAUCAACUGCCAUUUGUCCGUGGCCAAUGCACCAAAUGCAAUAGGCCCGUUAGGACCUUAUUUUCCACGUCGCGGUGCAAAGCAGACGUCCUGGCCGUUAGGUGCCAAAAAUUCACCUCGACCCCCAAGGCCAAUGGUGCAAAUGUGCAUUGCUUCGUCGGAGCUGACGCCACGCGGUCUUGAUAUCGAGUACGAUGCACAAGUGGACGGCUUUUACAGGCCCUAUCAUGAUUUUAUCGACGUCAUGAUGCGCAUGUGCGUCAAUACAGGCACCCUUAACGAUACCCUGGUCAAGCUUCACUGCCUGGUGGCCAUAGAGUCAACACCGUUGCAUUUCAACUACUUUCCUAAGUUCUGGGUGGGCAUCCACAACAAUGCGUUAACACACAAAUAUUCGGAGCUGCUUGUGAAGAAUCAGCUGCUAAUAGAGUAUCUGCAUAAUGUGCUCAGAGACGAGCGCAGCAUGCUAAAGGAUGCAUUUGUGCGGGAAUUUUUGGAGUUGUAUUACCACAAAGUGGCAGCACAGCUUCCUGUUGCGCGAAUGAUCUACACGAUUAACUAUGGCAUGCACUCUAAGGAUGACAUUGACGAGCUGUGCGGCGAUCUAUUUGCCAUACGUAUUAUUGCUCAAGCUACUGGUGUCCCGACUUCGGUGCGCAAGGAGCUGCGUGGAUCAUUACGGGCCCUGCUUAACAAGAGCGAGCGUUUUAAGAAGGAUGCGGAACGAGAUCAAUUUCCGAACAAGAAGCUGAAACGGGACUCCUGUCAGGAAAAGGAACACUCGCAACCGGCAGCGCGAUCGGAGCCGGAGACAGUAGACAAUUCGACUGAGAAAGAGAAAGCCGAAUCAGUCGAUAAAGCUAGCAUUGUCGAUGGAACUGCGGAUACGCCCAGUGGAACUGUUGAUGCUGUUAAAUCUGUUGAAACUGUUGCGGAGACUGAACCAGCGGCAUCCGCUGAUUACGUAGAUGUACGUAUCGAGAGCCCAGAAUCCGAGAAGCUAGAGAAAGCAUCGAUUCCCUCGUCGGACGAUGAGACUGAGCUGGAGGAUGAAUUGGAGCCUACGCCAAAGCGCAAUAAAAAAUCGGCAAACAAAAAAACCGCACAAGAUCGUGUUAACGAGGAUCGCAAGAGGCGUCUAAGCACCUUGCUCACUAUGGAGUCGUACAUACAAAGCAUUUUUACCAUUAUUAAACGGGACGCAAAUGCAUCUAGCGCGGCGCAAAACAAAGAACACCCCAGUGAUGAGUUUGCAGUUGAGGCGUCUACAUCAGCAGCUGCAGCAAUCAAGUCAAAGCCUAGGGGUGCGUCUACGCCUCCAGAACCCGAGGACGAUGGGCUGCAAGGCAAAUACAACAUUGAGACGGACACAGUAGUGUGUUGCAAAUCCAAGUUAAAUGGCAGGGAGCAGGAGAUUGCCAAAUUCGAUGAACUGUCGCCUGCAACUGCGGUUGUCAAUAGCAACGUUCCCGCAGCUGCCACCAGCUCAGUGGCUGGCGUUGCGUCAGCGACACAGGCAGCGAGUCCAACACAAAUUUAGUUGUCGUUUAAUGAUUUGCUGAGCAUUUUAUUUUUCGGCAAGCCAUUGGACUGAUGACACGCAACAUGUGGCGAUCACACAAUGGCUAAGCUCUAAGGUACUGCGAAUUUUUGGCCAAAGGUCGAAAGUUGCAUUGAAUGAUUUGAACCAAGGUUGCUGCUUGCUUUGGGCGAGCCUGUGCUCCAGUAAAAGACUUUUGAGCAAGAGAAUUAUACUAAAUUAAAGUUAAUCUAGCAACAUAUUAAAUCGGAAACAGAUAAAUUCAACUCACACUCAGACAAACACUCCCACAUCCACACACCCACAUAUACAUUGAUUCAACAUGCCAGUGUCACACACAUACACACACAUAUAUAUACAUAUAUAUAUAUA
Messenger RNA from Drosophila novamexicana, 3672 nucleotides. Its product is annotated as ubiquitin carboxyl-terminal hydrolase puf-like. NCBI's taxonomy places the organism in Eukaryota, Metazoa, Arthropoda, Insecta, Diptera, Drosophilidae. The coding region runs from base 94 to 3300 and encodes 1068 amino acids. The record is from RefSeq and is a predicted model, not a curated record. The transcript has 8 exons.